AUGCUUUUUAUACCUGAAACUUUGGAGAUCAAUGGUAAAACAUACAAGACAGAUUCCUGGACCAAUGUUCCCCCAAAUAUCAUUUCAUUAACAGAUAGAUCACUACAUUUGAAUGAAAACCAUCCAAUUGGUAUCCUUAGAGAUCUCAUAGAGACAAGAUUCAAGGAUCUAGGAUACACUUUUUACAACAAUUUCAAACCAGUUGUGUCAACAUAUGAGAAUUUUGAUGCUUUAGGAUUUCCAAAAGACCAUCCAGGUCGUAGCAAGACAGAUACUUACUAUGUUAAUGAAACAACAUUAUUAAGAACUCAUACCUCUGCUCAUGAAGUUGAAUGUUUCCAGACUUGUAAAACACCUGGUUAUUUCAUUUCAGCAGAUGUUUAUAGAAGAGAUGAAAUUGACAAAACACAUUAUCCAGCUUUCCAUCAAAUGGAGGGUGCAAGAAUAUGGUCAAGAGAUGAAUAUGGAGAUAAAUUAGAGGCAAAAAUCUUGGAUGAUUUGAAACAAAUUCCUGAAGUUGAUAUAAUAGUGGAGGAUAAUGCACCACCUUUCCACCCUGAAUCUAAUCCAAAACAAUCUUACAUGACUGAUAGAGAAGCUGAGCUAGUUGGAACACACUUGAAAAGAACUUUGGAAGUAUUAGUUAAUGAAGUUUUCAAUGAAGCCAAGAAAGCUGCUAAAUUAGCAGGUAGUGAUGAACCAUAUUUAAAUGAACCACUCAAAGUUAGAUGGGUUGAAGCUUAUUUCCCAUGGACUGCACCAAGCUGGGAAAUUGAAGUUUGGUGGAAAGGUGAAUGGCUAGAAUGUUUAGGAUGUGGUGUUGUUCGUGAAGAAGUUUUAACCAAUUCUGGGAUUAAAAACACUAUUGGUUGGGCUUUCGGUAUUGGGCUAGAUAGAAUUGCAAUGUUGUUAUUUGGUAUUCCAGAUAUUAGAUUAUUUUGGACUCUUGAUGAAAGAUUUGGUAAACAAUUUCAAAAGGGCAAAAUUUCAACUUUUAAACCAUAUUCUAAAUACCCAGCUACUUUAAGGGAUAUUGCAUUUUGGGUCCCAUCAGUUGAUGAAAAAGUUCAUAUCAAUGAUAUCAUGGAAAUCGUUAGAGAUGUUGGUGGUGACUUGGUUGAAAAUGUCUCUUUGGUUGAUGAAUUUACACACCCAAAAACAGGUCGUAACAGUCAAUGUUAUAGAAUAAAUUAUCAAUCCAUGGAUAGAUCUUUAACAAAUGAAGAAGUUAAUGUCUUACAAGAACAAAUUCGUGAAAAAGUUGCAGAAACUUUUGAUGUUGAAUUACGUUAA
Hansenula anomala is the source of this 1293-nucleotide messenger RNA. It is a transcript of the gene MSF1, whose product is annotated as phenylalanine--tRNA ligase. Gene Ontology annotation, biological process: phenylalanyl-tRNA aminoacylation. Gene Ontology annotation, molecular function: tRNA binding; ATP binding; phenylalanine-tRNA ligase activity. The transcript is spliced from 2 exons. The record is from RefSeq and is a predicted model, not a curated record. Lineage: Eukaryota; Fungi; Ascomycota; Saccharomycetes; Phaffomycetales; Wickerhamomycetaceae. Gene Ontology annotation, cellular component: mitochondrion; cytoplasm. Bases 1 to 1293 code for a protein of 430 amino acids.